This is a messenger RNA of Guillardia theta CCMP2712, 2769 nucleotides long. RefSeq lists its product as hypothetical. The coding region runs from base 1 to 2769 and encodes 922 amino acids. The transcript has 32 exons. NCBI's taxonomy places the organism in Eukaryota, Cryptophyceae, Pyrenomonadales, Geminigeraceae. The record is from RefSeq and is a predicted model, not a curated record.
AUGUCGAGUGAAGGUGAAAUAGCCCUGGACGAGGAUGCGGUGAAGAUCCGAGCAAUGAUCUCGGAUGGUUUUUUGAAAGCCGGCUGCAAACUGACUCUGACUCCCAUGUACAUCAGUCAAGAUGGGACGGUUGAAGAAAACGGCAACAGCGGCGUUGUCGGCGAGCUGCUGGAAGAUGGAUCUGUGAAGUGUCAAGGAGAGACAUACAGUUCGGUCAAGCUGUUUGCACAAACGCUAGACUCAAAGGAGAAAGAGGCUGUUGAGAUGGAUAUCUGGACUAGAAUCAAAGUUGUUGACAUGGAUCAGACUCUGGAUUAUUUCAAGCAAAUGAGCGAAGAAUGCGUCAGCUUUCCCUUGAUUUUCGACCUUAUCUCUGCGGAGGACCUUGAGCGGGAGAUGGAUUCGGAUUUGAAUGUCACGGAUGAUACCAAGAAACGCUCCCUCAGCGAAAUGAAUGGAGAGGAAGAUGACGAAAAAGCUGCAGAUGAGCCUGAAGUUGCGAAGAAGAGCAAGCUUAUUCCAGCGUACCUCCUCUGGUAUCAGAGAAACAGUGAGAAGGUGAGGACGGAAGGGGAGGCGCUUUCCAAGGACGCAGCCCUUGCCAAGGCAAAGGAGCUGUGGGAGCAGCUUCCUGAGGCUGACAAGAAGCCAUACUACGACCAGCAAGACAAGCUGUCUGAGGAAUCCUUCAAGAUGGAGAUCCUGGACAAGCUCAAGAUAGAUGGCAACAUGGCUGAGCUCGUCGAGAAGAAGCUGGCUGCUUUCACUCAGCAGGACGGUUUGCCCCUCCUCACGUCUCCUACGUCGCUCGAGAAGUUGUCUGUGCUCUCUGUCGCAACACCUACGAGAGUCUCGCAUGCUUCGACGUCUGAAGCAAGCAAGAGGAGGCGAACUUCCAUCAACGGCCGCAAGGUGACUGUACAGGUCGACGAGGUUGAGACCAUUCUCGCUCUUGCCGACGAUGACGAGAAGGACGUCGAAUUCGAAUUUCCUGUGCUUGCCUGCCACACUAGAAGGUGCCUGUGCCAUGGUAAGGGCCCUGAUCCCUCCACUCGCCGAGAGGCACAGGCGUUCAUCAAGGGUAGCGGAGACCUCGUGCCGAUUCGGGUCGCAUCAGCUCUGCGCGGCAUCGGCUUCCUCCAUCGUGGCGUGAAGAAUUAUCACAGCAAAUGGGACACGUAUGCCGGUGACACCAUGCUGCUUCUGGCUGGUGUGGCGCUGCGCAGUCAGGGCCCGAUCAAGAAGGAGGCAGACAAGCGCUUCUGGCAGAUCGCAGCUCAGUACGAGGCCAGGUACCAGAGCUGGGCCUCCUGUGGUGCGGCUGCGUUGGAUCCAGAGUCCAACAGUGGCGACGUGCUGGGCCUUGCGGAAGGACUGCUCGCCCUUAAGUGGAUGGGCGUUGAUAUUGAUGCCAAGGAAGGACUCAAGAGCGUGUGGGAUGGCGUGAAGACUGCGCUGUCGGAGCAGUGCGACACUGUGGAGCUUCUUGGCUUCGACCCUCGUCAGGAGAGGCUGCCGCUCACUAAGAGGACCAACUGCAACAACUGCACGAGCGCCAACGACGAUGCUGCCACUCGCUGUCGCUACUGCGGAUGGUUCCUCAGGGCGAGGCCGCAGUACGAGGAUGUGACGGACGCGCUGGUUUGGUGCUACCUCCUGCAGGAGCUGGGCAUCGAGCUCGACAACACCAACAUAUACGGUCAACUGUCGCUUCCUCAGCAUCUUUUCCGAGCGGAGUUCACGUUCCUGCAUGACAACAUGUCGACUGCUGUGGAGCUCAACGAUCCUGAGCUGGUCGGCGAGUUCAUCGACUGCCUGGCAAUCCUUGGAGCAGGCGAUCGAGAUGUCGAGAUGAUCCGCGGAAGAAGGUUCCUCCUCGAGCUGGAGCAGACGAUGGGAGCGAGGGGAAGGUGGACAGAUACCGAUGCUCACUUCUACCGCCACUACCAUACCAGCUGGUGUGCGGUGACGGGCCUGAUGCAACACAACUUCAAAGGCGAAGGACCCGAGUUCAAGAAAGAGUGGAGUGCUGUUGCAAAGCACUCGGCCUAUUGGGCAAGUGUGUACGGGCAAGUGCUCAAGGAGCUUCCGGUGGAAGGUAUGCCCUUCUGGAACCUCCAGGUCUUGUGCGAGGCAGAGCCAGCCAUAGAAGACCUGACGCUCCUUGGCGACGCUCUUGGCAUGCAGAGCGGAGAAAUCAAGGACCAGCAAAUCACUGCCAGCUCCGUCUGGGAUUCGCAAGGGUGGCCUCCCGAUCAAUGUGGCGCUCGUCUUGCAAGACUCAAUCGCGUUGAUGGCAUGACCGGCUGCUGGCUGGCUGCCGAACCCUCGGCAGACCAGUGGCUGGAGGUCGAUCUCGGAAGCAAAUGCGAGCUCACAGGCAUCGCAACGCAAGGGAGAGGACACACGCGCGAUGGCAUCUUCGAGCAGUGGGUCACUGCUUACGAGUUGAUGACGAAAGAGACGGAGAGUGAGGAGUGGAAGGGCCGGGAAGGCUUGCUCGGAGGCAACACCGACCCGCACACGCCCGUGGGUCACAAGCUGAGCCCUCCUCUCGUCGCUCGUUUCGUCCGCGUCUGCCCCAGGGCUUGGUUCGAGCACGUCAGCCUCCGCCUCGAACUCUACGGCACGCGCCUCGAGCCGCUGCCUCACAAGAUGGAGGAAGUGAAAGAGGAAGAGAAGGUGGAGGCAAAGGACAUGGAGGUUGAGGAGCAGGAUAAAGAAGAAGCGGUCCAGGGAGAAGACAAAAAAGGAUCGAAUCUUGAGUGA